Messenger RNA from Harpegnathos saltator (Jerdon's jumping ant), 10428 nucleotides. RefSeq names its product Smg6 nonsense mediated mRNA decay factor. Bases 70 to 5331 code for a protein of 1753 amino acids. Gene Ontology annotation, molecular function: telomeric repeat DNA binding; protein binding; telomerase RNA binding. Gene Ontology annotation, biological process: nuclear-transcribed mRNA catabolic process, nonsense-mediated decay. The record is from RefSeq and is a predicted model, not a curated record. Lineage: Eukaryota; Metazoa; Arthropoda; Insecta; Hymenoptera; Formicidae. The transcript has 28 exons. Gene Ontology annotation, cellular component: telomerase holoenzyme complex.
GCAUCUACGGAAACGUUACAUCUUGCCUUUUCACAUCAUGGAAAAAUCUUGAUACGAUUGCAUUUCAAUAUGGCGAACCGCGACAAAGGACGCAGAAAGUGGGGAGGAUUUUCACAAGAAUCAAUGAAUUCUAAAGAGAAAGACAGAUUAGCAGGGAUGCGUGGCGGAGGAAAUAGAGCAUCUCAGGCUUUAUAUAGACCAGGAAGCGGACCCCUACGUAAAACAAGUAGGUCCGGCAGCACUGCCGACGAAUACGACAACGAAAUUGGCAUGCAAGACAAAUCCAGAUCAAUCUCCGUCCAAUAUCGUCUGAGACAGCCACAAACCAAUAGAUCUAAUCAAGCAAAAGACAGUCCACCUCUGUCACAGAUUGACGAUGUAACCGAAAAAUUGGAUAAUACACACAUCCAUUAUAGAAAUAGCAGUAACAUUGAUCAGACAUUGAGUACCAGUCACAAUAUCAGUAACAUAGGAGCAGGAGGAGGUGAUCCAAAGAGGAGAAAUAGGAAACCUGAGCAGCUGUUGUAUGUACCGAAAAAAGUGAAAGAAGCAUUGGCUGAACAAGACGCGACCAACAGAUCCCCCACUCAUAGCACCCAUACACAUAGUGCAUGGGAACGAGAGAGAGAAGAAAGCGACGAUCGCGACUCUUAUUCUAACCGUAGUCAUAAAAGUGAUCGUAAUCGCGCAAGCGGUCGUGAUAACGAUAGUGAAAGUAGAGUCAGAGAUGAUAAUAGUAAACGAUAUUCGGGUAAUCGUCGACAUCGCCAUGCCAAUGAGAAUGAAGAACGUUGGCGAUCCGACUCACCGAUAUCCUCUAAGAACUGCGCGAAUCGAAGGGAUAAUCUGCGAGAAGUUAGACAGGGUUCAGAACCUUUGUCGGCAAACAAUCAGUUGAAUGAUUUUAACCGUACGAGAGACACUCGUAGCGUGGAACCUACUGGACAUUCCGAUAAAUUUCAAGGCAAGCCACCUUCGGGCAAACGGAAUAACGCGAAGGACAGUUUAUCGAAAAAUAUGAAGUUGGAACUUUUACCACCACGUCUUCAAAAGAAGUAUCUCGCGGAUAAUGGGUAUGCUCUACCCACGAGCAAUCCGGGAACGUCUACAGAGGAUUCUUGGAACGGUGGCAGUAUUACAUUUCAGGGUUCAUCCAGUUACAAUUAUCCAUCGGUGAUGCAGCAUUCGCAAACAAUGCAAAGCUUACCGCCAUCCGGACCACUACCACCGCAAUCUAGCUGGGCGAAUACCGUGCCAGCCAGAAGCAGAGGAAGAGGCAGACUGAGACCUGAGGAACUAGAAGCUACGGCGAGUAGUAUUUUCAGACCUGUUACUCCUGAACAGUAUUCGGCGCCAAGUUCCAGAUCCCACACACCUAGUCAGGAAUAUAUAAACCGGUCUUACAAUCGUCGCGGUAGUAACAGCACGUACACCAGCAUGGAAAGUUUAAGCCGUGCCGAUAGCGUAAUGAUGCCGCCGCCGUCAUCCGUAUCGCCCGCAACUUCACAAUCGAAUUCGAACAGAGGUUACAAGUCACCUGAGAUCCAUCGCAGAGGAGGUGCGACAUCACCAAUCAAUUCGCAACAUCGUACUUGCAACACGCAAAGAGUAACCGGAAAUACAUACGAUCAUAAUUCGACAUUGGACAAGCAGAGUAAUCAACAAACUAUGAGCAUUAGCUCGUUGAAAGUUGAAACUUUUAAUCCAUCAUCCAAUACUGCGUCUGAUACCGGUGCAUUCGAUUGGAGCGAAGAAGUGGAAUUGAACGAAAAGAUGGAGGCGGAAUACUUGAGUCGUAGUUCCUCUAUACUGAGUAUACGCGAGAGCGUGAGCAUGUCGCGAAAUCAGGCUGUGGGUGAGAGCCACAAACGACGUAAAAAAAAAAAGCGUGAGAAGCACCACGCUGCCGAGCGCAGUAGCAGCAAAGGGCGAGGCAACAGCCGUGAGCGUCAGAAAAAUCAGCAGAACAGAGAAAAUGACAGCUAUAACAAUAAUCAAAAAAAUAACAAUAAUAAUAAUAGUAGGCGACACGACCACAGGAGGCAACGUAAUAUUAUCCAGCGUAGUCGAGAAUCGAGUAAAGACAGGAAUUACCGCAGUUAUAGAAAUUUUGACGAUCACAGACCCAGAACGGAUAGAUACUUAGAUGAAGAUUGGAGGACGGGAAGAAAGAUAUCAAUUUGCGACUCGGACGAUGGGAGACAAACUCCGAAAGUUGCCUCUCAUAUUGCUCCGCUUUCAAACGCGAAUUCGAAUUCAACAACUCAUCGAUCAUCUCCGACGGGAUAUAGCAAUACUCAACCAGGCGUUUUAAUCUUGCCUGACGCUAACCAGUCGUCUCCCAAACAGACGACUGCAGGGUCUCAGCAAGGGGCUGGGCAGCAACAACAGCAACAGCAACAACAGCAGCAGCAGCAGCAGCAACAACAAAGAACAUUAUUUGAUCCGAAUAACCCACAUAAACCUAUCGUUAUUAUCUCACCUGGCAGUAGAGCGGCGAUACAGAGGGACAGUGAGAUGCACGUCUCGAGCGUUCCAGUAUUUCAAUCUAAUGUAGGUAUUACACCAUCGCAUCAUUCUUUCCAAGGUGCUCAAUUGGAUGGUAUGCCAGCGCCGUACAUGAACGAUCAAUUUGGAAACAUAAGACCCGCGUGGUACGAACCGUAUUCAGCGAGUUUUCAUUCAGCGAAGAAUCACUGCCUUCUCUUGGACAUAGAGCGCGCCGAUCUGGAACUGCAAUGGAUAUUAAGUUCCGGCGGCUUUACGUCAUGUUGGGACAGAGUUUCAUAUAUACGACACUUCCUACAGCAAAGCUUAAAGAUAUUGCUCGAGACUGAUAUCAAGUUCUGUCAGGCGGAGAACGUCGAGCAACAUUUCUGGAAGAUAUUGUUUUACAAUCUAAUUGAGAUGUUGCGGAAAGCAAUGUCCAAAGAGAGUACGGAGGGACGAGAACAUUACAAGAAGAUAAUGUUGAAUAUCAUCGACGAGGGUACUACUUAUCUGGAGAGUUUGCUAAGCACUCUCGAGACUACGUACGACUUCAAGUUGGACACGUUUCUUGCGUCCUCGAGUUUACCGAAGGGACUGGGACUUCUAGGAUUGGCUUUGGUUAGUGCACAGAAGAUCUUCGUAUUUUUGGGUGAUUUGGCGAGGUACAAAGAACAAGCAAACGAGACGACCAAUUACGGAAAAUCUAGACAGUGGUAUUUGAAAGCGCAACAGAUCAAUCCUAAAAACGGCAGACCCUACAAUCAGCUCGCCUUAUUGGCACAUUAUGCAAGACGGAAACUGGACGCUGUGUAUUAUUACAUGCGGUCUCUCAUGUCAUCAAAUCCUUUCCAUUCUGCCAGGGAAAGUCUAAUAGCGCUCUUUGAUGAGAACAGAAAGAAGUAUCUACAUUAUUACGAGUCUAUCGAACGUAAGCGGAAGGAAGAAAGGGAGUCGAAGGAGCGAGCGAGGAUGAAGGAGAAAGAAGGCGCUAACAUCAUCGGCGGCGGGCUCAGACGAGAGACGUGGAUUCAUCCGGGCGAUGGUAGACGGGUGCGGCGUACGACCAGCGCGGCUACUGCCAACGAAGCAAGGCUCUCCCACAGCGACUUGGAGGAGUUAUCGCAAUUAACGAGUGUCGAGGUGAAUAAGCGAUUCGUUACUUCGUAUCUCCACGUCCACGGCAAGCUCAUCACCAAGAUAGGAAUGGAGACUUUCCAAGAAGCCGGUGUUCAGAUGCUGAAGGAAUUCAGAGCCCUGUUGCAACAUUCGCCGCUACCACUUCCCGGCACACGUUUACUUCAGCUUCUAGCGCUCAACAUGUUCGCGGUCGAGACCACGCAAUUGAAGGAUUCCCAGAUGGAGCAGGGCUACAGAUCGGAGGUGCAAGAACGAGCGCUCGUGGUGUCGCUGCAGAUGUUCAGCCUGAUCUUAGAGCGCGGGGUAUCCUUGCUGAAGGCUCAGCUGGAGAGUGGGAAGGAACCGAGGCUGGUAGUCGGCGAGGAUCUGCAAGUGCUUCUACCGGCUAUUAAGAUUUGGUGCGACUGGAUGCUUUGUCAUAGCACGGUUUGGAACCCGCCGCCGUCUUGCACGGAUUACAGAGUCGGGCCGCCCGGAGACGCGUGGAGCAGACUAGCGACGAUGGUGAACCUCCUGGAGAAAUUAAAUUACACCAGGACAGCCUUGAUUCAAGGCAAGGAAGCCGAGGGUCGCGAGGAAGAAUUGGAACUCGUGAAACUGCCGGAGGACAUCACCUUGGCUGGAUUCACCCCUCUCAUGCUGAAUCCCCAGGAUCCUUGUUACGUGGAAAAAACGGAGGAUAUGGAAGUGGCUCAGGUGUGCCUGAGGAUAAGCAAGAUUCUCUUCUUCGGUCAAGUAUUCUUGUGCGGCUUGGAGACACCAGUGCUGAAACUGCAGAAGAGCGAGAUCGGCGUCAGCGAAUACGUCUCCGUGGUUGAGGCCUCAAGCACGAGUUCGCCGAGUUCGCCGCCGGAACAGGAACAAAUUUCUACGACGGAAUUAAUUUACCCCCAGAGCGACUCAGAGCUCUUAGUGGAGAGUUACAGCGAGGGUGAGGAGGAGUCGAUUUCCAAAUUGAGGAGAUUACCCUCGUGCAGCGUACCCGAUGAAUCGACGGCUCCUGUGGCGGCGAUCGAGAUAAGGUCACUGAUCGAGAGGAAGGAAGAAUUGGAGAGGCGACAACGGAAACAAGAUCGACAUCGACAGCGAGUGCAGGCGAUCUUGCAGAAGUCCUCGGUAUCGGUGGAGAUCGAGGUGAGACCGAGGCAAUUGGUACCAGACACGAACUGCUUCAUCGACUACUUGCCGCAGCUGCAGAUCAUCGCGAGAGCUAUUUCCGGGGCGCAGCCAAUCUACACCCUCAUGGUGCCACUCGUCGUGCUAAAUGAACUCGAAGGUCUGGCCCGAGGCGCCGAUGCGAGAGACUGUCCACCGGCGUCGAGGGCGGCGCUGAAUCCUGAGCAUGUGGUGCGAGUGGCCGAGAGCGCCAAGGCAGCGCUGGCCUUCGCCAGAAGCCGAAAUCCGGCGAUCCGCUGCUUAACCACGAGAGGCACCGUUCUCACAUCCAGCACUUUUACGGUGGAGGAAGAUGUCGACAAGGAUGGACUGACACGAAACGACGACAGGAUAUUGACCACGUGCCUCAGCCUCUGCAGAACGAUCAGCAAAGACCAAGUGAAUACAGCAGAGGAAGGACAGCCGCGGCGUUUGAGACGGGAGGUGGUCCUCCUCACCGAGGACCGGAACCUCAGGGUAAAGGCUUUGGCCAGGGACGUGCCUGUGAGGGAAGUACCCGACUUCAUGCAAUGGGCUGGGCUAGGCUGAGACAUCAGAACGUGAUCGCGACCAACUGUCCCCGCUGACAAGAAUUCUCCCGUGUUUCUGCCGCACGAGCACGACAAGCAAGAACAAGAACAAGAUCAGACGCAAGACAAGAGGAAGAAGCCGAAAGAAAUGCCGAACCGAUCUUCGUCGCGAAUUUAUUUCGCGGACGACCGUCGACUGUGCGCGCACGCGACGCUGUCAUUGCGUAAGCGUGCGUCCCGACUGGGUAUAUCAUGCAUUCAGUCUCCCACCUAAUAUGUCAACACCCUUUUCUUUUUUGAUCUUUUUGUACGCCCUCGACGACAGAAAUUGUGGCGGGCGACGAAUAAAAACAGAAAAGAAGAGGAAACAGAGGUAGAAAGAAAUGAAAGAAACUGCGCGACCGCGCGAAAACUGCGAGCGAUGUAUGGUGUACGAGCGACGAGUAAGAAACACCUCGAAAGAACUUGACGCUCGUCGUUUCAGCCGGAAACGCCGAGCCAUUCGAAGGCUCUUCGAGCAUGACCGUGACACUUCCUACCUUGCAACACCCCUAACUGUUCUAUGUAUCUUGAACGUGUAGACAUAAAAUCUCGACGAGAGCUUUUUCGCGCGGUGACGUGUAACGGAUGAGCCAAGAGAGAAAGAGAGAAAAGGGGGGAAGGGAGAGAGAAGGAGAGACGCAUUGAACGCAAUCAAAGACGACCGGCUUCAAACAGGCGUACAGACGCGGCGAGGUAAAAUUGGAAAGAAAUAGAGGAAAUAAGAGUGGGAGAGAGAGAGAGAGAGAGAGAGAGAGAGAGAGAGAGAGAGAGAGAGAGAGAGAGAGAGAGAGAGAGAGUGUGUGUGUGUGUGUGUGUGUGUUGUGUGAGUGAGUGAGUGAGAGAGAUAGUUAGACGAGGACGCGUGUUGUGACAGAGAAAGAGAGAGUACUACAAGAACGAUAAAAGAAAAGAAAUAAGAAACUACAAAAAACCCUGCUGUCUUGCAGUUGUUGCCGCUAUUUGUAGAUUGUUUUUAUCAGUGACGGCCGUCGCCUAUUGCGGCCGGAUUGUUUUGUACGAUUUCGUUCGGCGAUAUUCACUUUGUUAAGCAAGACACAUCAUUAUCGAUAAAAAAGAAGAAAAAUAAGAUAGGAGAACAUUUUUAUACCGCACCGUACAUCGGUGUCGCGCAACGCAUGCGUCGCCUUCGUUGUUAGCGGUCGCGAGAUGAGUCUUUUUUUAUCAUCGUCGUUGCGAGCCCCGUCGCGCGAAUCCUCACUGACAUUUUCCAACGAGAGCCACGACCCUCCCCUCUGUUUCUUGUGUUAAUGCCAUUAAUGUCAUUACCUGUAAGCUACCAUAAAGUGAAUUAUCGGCGACGGUUCAUUUUCAAUGAAUGAGCGGCAGUAACCGCUCGAAACGUUGCAUCGCCGUAAAACGGCACCGCGAAUUCACCGUGAUUACCGAUUAAGCUCACGCGAUCGAGCUGAAUUAAAUAUUUCAGGGACGAUCGGGGGGGGGGGGGAGAGCGACUCGUCAUCGUCGCCGAAAACCGAUGACGGCUCAUGCGUGAAAUACGCGUCGCGCAACGAUCGGACAUUUGCACUCCCACAAGAUGUUGUCGGAGAAAUGUCGAUCCGAGCAGACACGAUAAGGGAAAGUUUCGGCCGAAACUUUCCUCGACCGUGCGAGCGUAUUUUCGCGCACUGGAUCGAACGAAAGUGCUGUUCGGGCGAAGGUGCUGUUGCCGAUUGUCUCCCGUGAACGUACCUACUGCACGUACGCGCGCGUACACAAUAGCCAACGAGGUGUGCGGCGGCACCUCUUCUCAUUGCUCGCAGGUACUCGCUUGUGUAGCUUGUACAUUAACACUUGUGGUACGCCGGCUUAAGACUUAGGAGUUUAGCGUAAGAAUAUACGAGACACGCGGAUCGAUUCUGCAGAGAGAAUUAUCGGCCGCGCGAUUGUAACCGUGGUGUUCUUUAGAAUAUCGGAGAUUAACUCUUUUUAUCGAUGGAAAAACUGGAUUAUCGGAGCGGCGUUCGCGACCGCGAUCGCAAACGCUUGGACAGCGUACGACGCGACGAGGACACCGACGAUGGGCCGACUGGCGUCAAAUUAGCGCAGUAUGUCUCUGCCUGCUUGCCGGCGAGAUCGCGGUCGCGAUCGAGCGCGAGAUUGGGAUUCGCAGAGUGGAACACGCAAUCGAUGUCGCUCGCGCGGGUUGAAAUCGAGCGGACGCCCCGGGAUCGCUUUCCUUAGGACGCGACGAGCCGACGUGUUUCCUUCGUGUUUUUUUAGUACUUCUCGCUUUUGUCAGACGUAUACGAAAUCUUGCGGGAGAUGCUUGGAAGCGCACAGUGACCGAGACACUCGCGGCCGGCAAAGAACUGGGGAACCGACCGAUUGAGUAGUGAACACGAUGUCCUAUUUUUCGACAAAGUUAAGGUAGUUACUUAAUGUUCCGUAGCGACUAUCGAGUAUGUAUGCAUGCGAGAGACAGAAAACACGAGAGAACGAGAGAGAGAGAGAGAGAGAGAGAGAGAGAGAGAGAGAGAAUGGCAAGUAGAUUAAAUGGAGAAGGAAAGACAGGUCAACGGAGAGCAACAAAAUGUUCGACACUCUGGAGAUCACGUCUACGAGGAACCUCGAUGUGAUCCGAAGUAUCGUCUAAAUUCUCGCGUAUUACAUCGAGCCGGUGAGCAGAAGAAGAGCCCACCCGCGCAGUCCGGGCGAUAUCGUUUCGUUACACCGCGCCGUUCCACUCGAGAAACCGCACGUUGUUCCGCACGCAGAAGAAAGUCAGUCUCCUCGGUGUGUCGGGCGAGGGUGACCGUUCGUCGCCGCUUUAGCGGCACAAGAAGCAUAUGAAAAUCUCCUCUUCCGAGACCUGUCCCGUGGGAAAGUGUUCUCGGACGAAGUAAAAAAAAGGGGUGGAGAAAAGAAAACCCCGCCGUGCGUCUGCGCACGGGCUCUUCUGUCGCUUGUGGAUUUCAAUAAUUUCCCCGCGAAAAAUCGCAAACGAUCGCUCGAACUCGCGAGUAGGAAACACGGCAAGUCAGGUUCCGCGAAGCACGUCCAGGUCUUAUUUAAGCGUAAGUACUUCUCAAUGUCGCCAGGAGACGCGGUGAACACGGUUUGCCAACGAUACCUCGCCAGGAUUCAGGAUCGGCGUGUUGAGAGAGAGAGAGAGAGAGAGAGAGAGAGAGAGAGAGAGAGAGAGAGAGAGAGAGAGAGGCGGGUAGGGGGCACGGAGAAGGAGAGAUAGAGAAAGGGAGAGAUGAACUUCGCGCUUGUGAACAAGAAGUUCUUGUGUGCCUCUCGUCCUUCGUCGUGUCCGUUUACUUUGGCGUCGUUUUCUUUUUCCCCGUACCACCUCCUUUCCCGACGCCGUUUUUAGCUCAAUUUUUUAUCCGAACCUCCAACGCGAGAGUGCGUGUCGAUAAAGUUGACAAAGUUCACACGAAGCACCGACGAUGUACACACUGUCAUUGUUUUUUUUUUCAUUAAUUUCUAAGUAUAUCAUUAGUAGACUUUUUAAUGCGUGUAUUCGGUCGCCGUAAGCGACCAGAUAAUUCAUACGAAGACAAGCAAAAUGUUCCGAGGCGGUAGGAACGCGACAAGUCGCCGGGCGAAAUCGAUUGCGCGAGUGCAACAUGCAAUCGCCGAUGCGCAGUAGGAAUUAUCGAUAAACUGUUCGCUUUCUCCUUUUCCAAACCGACGUUGAUGGUCCGCGCGAGAUAUGUUUUUAACGAUCGCGGAAAGAAACGCGAAAAAAUCAUUUCUACGCAUGAUCGAUUGAACGCGUCAAACGUUUCAUUCCGUUUCAUGAGAAAUGAUGAAUCCACUACUUACAUCUCGAUGUGUCCAAUAUCAGUGUGUUCCUAUAGAAUAUCCUACAUCAUAAAAUCGUAAAGUUAAAUUACCAUUUCUUCAUCACCGUUAUCAUUGUCGUCAUCAUCAAAAUGCAAUGCGAGAGUGAGUGAGAUAUUCGCAACGACACGCGCGAGAUUCAGACGAAAAUCUUCACGUCUUCGAAGACACGUCUCGGGCGCACAGUCGACCGUCGGUUUCCCAUCUUUUUCCUCCUCUUUCGAAGAGGAGUUUAUCGAUAAUCCCCACUAACUAGUUAUACGAUAAUAACAAUCAGGGUAUAUAGUUUGCAAUUAUAUUUCGAGCAUAUCACACAGCGUUUAUCUAUAUCAUCGAGCCCCUUUCUUCUGCAAUAGCCGUAUCAGUGCAAUAGACUCGCGCUACCUGUACGGAUAAUAUCGCCAUCGCGAUAAGACUAUCCGUCCCUCCCUCGAGCUCACGAUUCAUUUUCGCUGUUUCAAUGUAACAUAUAACUCCACUCGACUCACUCCGGUCUUUCACUAUGAAAUUGCAUACGUCGAUCGUGUCGCGGCCGGUGGUGUCGGCCGAUCGGCUUGCGCGAUCGAGUUCACGUUAGCCCGUGCUUGAGAGAGAAGAGAAGAGGGAAAAAAGAGCGAGGAUGAGAGAGGAAGACAGAGAUUGGAACGCCUGAUUAUAAUAGGUAGACAAUUGUCACGUAAGAUAGACAUCGUGAUUUUUAGGGUACGAUGUGUCCUGAAAGCGGGACCCCGCGACGCGGGACGCGAUUCUCGGUGUCCUGCUUCCGAGAUAACUCUCACACCGUAAGUGUACCUCUAUACCUAUAAAUGUAUAUAGGUAUAUAUAAUUAUAUAUAAUUAUAUGUACGUAUUAUAUAUAAUUAUACAUAUAUAAAUACAAUCCGUCACUCACCACUCACACACUCACAUCCACGCAUACGCUCACACACUAAUACACAUAUAAACACAUAUACAUUCACACUCACACACAGCCCCGAUUUUAUGCUAGAUCCCCGCAAUAUCUAUUAAAUCAAUGUGCGUGUAUUAUCAUGUGACGAAGCAAGAACAAACCGUUUGUAUUUCGUCUCAGGAAAAGUUAUUUGCCGAUACGAUACUAUACGAUACGACGAUCAUGAUACCGAGGAUGAUAAUGAUGACGAUUAUGAUGAUGAUAAUGAUGUUGCUACGGCGGAGGUUUUUAGGCUAAUCGUUUAUUACACUUAUGAGAAAUGUCGCUACUAUAGUGUUACCACUUUGAAUAUUCAAUAAAAAGUGACGUUGAA